AUGCUCGCUCCGCAAGAGCCUCUGGCCACACAAAGAGGAACCCAACACCAGCGGUGGUGCACAACACGCGAACAUAGAAAUGUGUUCAGGACGUUUGCUGGCUUUGCCAAACACGAGAAAGAGCAUGAUGACUUUUACCAGUUUUUACCCCAAGGCCCCGUCGAGAAGACGUCGUCGGGACGACAAUGCGCCCUUUGUACCACGAAAGACCCAAGCGAGGCACACCUUCAGGAUCACAAUAUUCUGAGGUACGAAGGAAGAUUGAGGGGCGCCAUCACACGUUCACGGAAAGUCAACUUUGAGCACCUUCUCAAGAGGCACAACACCCCUGAGGAAUACAUCAAAGUCCUGGUUGACAGAUGGCGAAAGCCCGCGGGGAAAAAGACUUACUCGUGCGGCUUUUGCGUCGCCAUAUUCCCGACUCUACCGGACAGAUCCAGUCAUAUUGAUCGUGAGCAUUUUGCGAAGGGACAGCAUAUAGAUGACUGGGACGAUUUCAAAGUGAUCAAAGGACUCCUCCUUCAACCAGAAGUGAGGCAGGAGUGCCAGAGGCUCUUCAAUCCAGUAGACCCUUCUCGUCCAGAAACUAAGAUCAGCUGGCCACCCUCUAAAAUUGACGCUCUCAGGCUCCGGCUCGAGAUCGGAUCAGACCCUGCUUCGGAACUAGCGAGAGAUGCUUUUCGUGAAGCCAGAAUCGACAGGUUAAGGCCUUCAACGCCCAACAUGCGUCUCUUAUCUGAUGACAGAGGCCAUACCCAUAUGCCUCCCUCAAAUCAAAUACACUUUGCAUUCGGAAGAGAAAUUCCCACAACCAGCCCUCAUCACGAUCAGCUCGGCCUACCUCGAGACACGUCGAGCGUACAAACAGCAGCUAAAUCUGAUGAAACUGCUGCUCUUGACAUCUCACUCAUGUCAGUCCCCUCGCCGCCUGAGGAUCUGCCACCAAUGGUGACCAGCCAUGGGUAUCCCACUCGAUCCAGUAGCCUAGCUACAAGGGCCGCUUGCGACAGCGACUUUGAAUUUUCAGGAUCUGCAAAUCCUUUUGAAGCGCAACAUCUCUCCUCGGUAUCUCAGAUGAUGCAUAACGACUUACCGCAACAAGACGCGAGCGAUGGGGCGUUAAGUCAGGCUGAGAAACCUUUUCUCAGCCCUUCGAUCUCAAAUUAUAGCUUUCACCAACACUCUCCUUACGUCUUGUCGACAGCUGGAACGCCGUCCCACAUAGCCUUUCAAAUAAAUUCUCUUGAGAAGGAGACCUUCAACACUUCGCUUGAGGAGUCAGCAGUCCCAAUUCCGCUUCCUAAGCGAAAGCUCUCGGACAAGAGCGCAAACGAUGCAAACCUAAAGGCUCAAACACAAGCCCCUUCAUCGACAUUCAAUCAGGACUAUUCAACCGAGUACGGUGACUUGGCUUACGCGAAUACCAAUGUUUUUGAGCAUUGGGACUCGAGCUACCGAAUGUGA
Molecule: messenger RNA, 1464 nt
Organism: Bacidia gigantensis
Lineage: Eukaryota; Fungi; Ascomycota; Lecanoromycetes; Lecanorales; Ramalinaceae
Exons: 1
Coding region: 1-1464 (487 amino acids)
Source: RefSeq, a predicted model, not a curated record